AUGUCAGAAACUAUUUCGAGGUUGCUUAUUAUCACAGCCGGUACACUUUAUCCGGCGUACAGAAGUUAUAAGGCAGUCCGAACAAAAGACACACGAGAGUACGUAAAAUGGAUGAUGUACUGGAUAGUAUUUGCAAUUUACUCAUUUCUUGAAAACCUUCUCGACUUGGUGUUGGCAUUCUGGUUCCCGUUCUACUUCCAACUCAAAAUAGUCUUCAUAUUCUGGCUAUUGAGUCCAUGGACGAAAGGAGCUUCCAUUUUGUAUAGAAAGUGGGUGCAUCCAACACUAAACCGUCACGAAAAGGAUAUUGAUGCACUUUUGGAAUCAGCGAAAUCGGAGUCCUAUAACCAGCUGAUGCGAAUCGGAAGUCAAAGUUUGGUGUAUGCGAAGGAAGUGGUGGCAGAAGCCGCCGUUCGGGGACAACAACAACUUGUGAAUCAGUUGCAGAGAUCCUACAGUGCCAACGACGUCGGCUCGGAACGUGAGGUUCUCUCCAAAAGAAUAGACGUUAUGAAGAUUGAGGAGCUCGACGAAAACAGCGACUCAGAACUCCAAAAUGUCCAGAAGUCGCCACGUCCCCGUCGUCGAACCGGAUCUCGUUCUCGCUCAAGAUCCAGGACAAUUGAAACGACAACGGUGGGAGACAGUGAGUAUGCUGCCACGAUUCCUAGAAGAACUGCAAGGAAGCCUAUUCAUUAA
Messenger RNA from Caenorhabditis remanei, 699 nucleotides. RefSeq lists its product as uncharacterized. Gene Ontology annotation, cellular component: cytoplasmic microtubule; endoplasmic reticulum membrane; endoplasmic reticulum tubular network. Gene Ontology annotation, molecular function: microtubule binding. The record is from RefSeq and is a predicted model, not a curated record. The transcript has 5 exons. Gene Ontology annotation, biological process: endoplasmic reticulum tubular network organization. NCBI's taxonomy places the organism in Eukaryota, Metazoa, Nematoda, Chromadorea, Rhabditida, Rhabditidae. Bases 1 to 699 code for a protein of 232 amino acids.